Molecule: messenger RNA, 1923 nt
Organism: Pyrus x bretschneideri (Chinese white pear)
Lineage: Eukaryota; Viridiplantae; Streptophyta; Magnoliopsida; Rosales; Rosaceae
Product: L10-interacting MYB domain-containing protein
Exons: 2
Coding region: 871-1719 (282 amino acids)
Source: RefSeq, a predicted model, not a curated record
ACCAUGUUUUAAUGCUUUGAUUCUUCACCACUCGCAUUUUACCUAGUUAGUUUCAGAAAAGGAUUAGGAACCACCAUCUGGUUGUGAUUAAUUUGCAUGAAAAGUGUAUUAAAAAAUCCAUUCUUUGUUAGUCUGAUGGUCAUAAUUUGCUAUCCGUUUUUCCAUUCAAACUCAACUUUUGAGGAGUUUUUGGAAGUGGGGUUUGUUUAUUAGAUGGCUAAGAGCUUAAAAUCAUACUUUUAAGUUGGAUUUUUGCUAUCUUGAAUCGAUAGAUGGCACGAAUUAGCUGAUGGGUUCAGAUCCUUUUUUUAUGCUGACAUGGUAAAUAUGUGGUUGGUUACAAAAUUCAUAUGGUUGCUUGUUUCAUAGAAUGGAUUUCUAACAUUUGCUACAUGUAUGUAGCAAGUAAUAUUAUGUGAUAUACUUGUUUUAUUGGAUGGGUCUUUGGAGUAGCCUAAAUGUCAAAUGUUUGAGUUCAAAAAUGAAUUUUUCAUAUUUUCUUUGUGAAUGCUUUAAUGAUAGACUUGGUCUUUGAAUUACGUUGUGUUUUUUAGCGAUGGUUCUUGUUUGGAUUUAAUAAUAGAAGUCUCGUUUUCAUUUUGAUCUUUGAAUUAAGUCGUAUAGUUAUGCUUGUGUCUUUGGAAGAGGUAAAUGAGUUACUCUUAGGUCAAACUACUCUUAUUUUGUUUGAUAUUCGCAUGCAUAAAAUGCCUUUUUAUUUAUCAUCUAGUUCGUGAAAACUGAGUAUAUAGUACAUACUACAUAGAACUGAGUAUAUAUGUGUUUUGUACAUUCAUAAGUGAAUGUAGCUUUUAGCUUUGUAUUAAUUUCGAUAUUUUUGUUUACAUUGUUCUAGUACGUGUUUGAGAGAUGUCAAACAAGGACUUUGAAAAUGACCUUGAUGAUAAAGCUAAUUGGCCAAAACCUAUUGAAGGCUACUUCAUUAGUAUGUUGUAUGAAGAGACAAAAAAAGGCUUGCAAACCAACACUUUAGAAAAGAAUCAGUGGGAUGCGAUUGACAUGAAGUUGUUUGACAAAUAUGGUAAGAGAUACACUCGUGAAAAAUUGAAGCAAAAAUAUAAUCGGUUGCGGAAGAUUCACCGUAAGUUUGCCAAGCUUGUUAAUCAUACUGGGAUGGGUUGGGACCCUGUUGCAAACACUGUUCAAGCAUCGGAUGAAGUUUGGGCAGCUUAUAUUAAGAUUUUCAAUAAUACCACUGCUACUGGUCAAAUGCAGUAUGCAUCCACCAAUUCUCCUCCAAAUUCUGAUUCUGAGAGAGAGUUAGAAGCUGGGUUUCUUACCACUGAUGCACACAUUAAACAAAGUACCGGAAGUGGUUCAAGGGCAUUUAGUGAGGGACAUGAAGGAACCAGUACCAAACGUUGUGCUCUUUUUCCUCCAAGUGAUCUUUCCUCGAAGUCAAAGUCAUCCAAGUCAACCAAAAUGGAUGAAGCUAUUGCAGCUUGGGCAAAGUCACUUAAUGCCAAGACUGAUGCUACAUUGGAAAAGGUUAAGCGUAAAAGAGAGAGGGAAGUAUCCUCCCCAUUGAGAAAGUUAAGUACCAUUGAAGAUUGUAUGGAAGUACUUAAGGGCAUGGAAGAUAUUGAUGAUACCGCUUAUUUGAAAGCUUUGGAGAAGUUCACUAGCUCGGAUUGGAGGAGGAUGUUUAUGAAGAUGUCUGAGUCGAGGAAAAAAUUAUGGCUCAAUAGUCUAAAAUGAAUAGUUAGUUUGUGAGUUGAUUGUUAGUUAGUGUGUUGAUAAUAUGAUAAAUUUGCUUAGAAUUAAUUAUAAGGGUUAGCAAGAUGACUAUGGAUAUGCUUUUGUGUUUGGUAUUGAGAUCUUUUGCUUUAGGAUGAACUAUAAUUAAAUGAGUAUGGAAAUGACUAGUUUUAGUAAUAUGAUUAAUGUUAUGUUAUUAUCUUA